This is a messenger RNA of Mandrillus leucophaeus (drill), 771 nucleotides long. It is a transcript of the gene NCR1, whose product is annotated as natural cytotoxicity triggering receptor 1. The coding region runs from base 1 to 771 and encodes 256 amino acids. NCBI's taxonomy places the organism in Eukaryota, Metazoa, Chordata, Mammalia, Primates, Cercopithecidae. The transcript has 5 exons. The record is from RefSeq and is a predicted model, not a curated record.
AUGCCUUCCACGCUCCGUGCCCUGCUCUGCCUCGGGCUGUGUCUGAGCCAGAGAAUCAGCGCCCCGAAGCAGACUCUCCCAAAACCCAUCAUCAGGGCCGAAUCCACUUACAUGGUUCCGAAGGAAAAGCAAGCGACCCUCUGUUGCCAGGGAAGUUAUGGCGCUGUUGAAUACCAGCUGCAUUUUGAAGGAAGCCUUUUUGCCGUGGAGAGACCAAAACCGCCUGAACGGAUUAAUGGAGUCAAAUUCCACAUCCCGGACAUGAACUCCCGCAAGGCAGGGCGAUACAGCUGCAUCUAUCGGGUUGGGGAGCUCUGGUCAGAGCGCAGCGACUUGCUGGAUCUGGUGGUAACAGCAGACUCUUGGGACACCUGCCUUUUAACCACAGAGACGGGACUCCAGAAAGACCUUGCCCUCUGGGACCACACUGCUCAGAAUCUCCUUCGGAUGGGCCUGGCCUUCCUGGUCCUGGUGGCUCUAGUGUGUCUCCUGGUUGAAGAUUGGCUCAGCAGGAAGAGGACUAGAGAGCAAGCCAGCAGAGCUUCCACCUGGGAAGGCAGGAGAAGGUUGAACAAACACAAAGACUCUUUGAAGAAUGACCAUAAGACGCAGUGGCCAUGGGUGGAACUGAAAGCUGGUGUUGAGCCUGGGUGGCGUGAGCUCUGUGUCAGACCCACGGAGGAGGGAGUCACUGCAGGGAACAGGGGACGCUGGCAUUCCAUUUGUCAGAGCAUCCCGGACGACGCAGAGGGUGGGAGAACUACAUGCUAA